Molecule: messenger RNA, 4908 nt
Organism: Mesocricetus auratus (golden hamster)
Lineage: Eukaryota; Metazoa; Chordata; Mammalia; Rodentia; Cricetidae
Gene: Fam13b
Product: family with sequence similarity 13 member B
Exons: 22
Coding region: 343-2961 (872 amino acids)
Biological process (GO): signal transduction
Source: RefSeq, a predicted model, not a curated record
CUCGCGCUCGAAGCCGCCUCGUCGGGAGGAGCGCCGCCGUCCGCCGUGCCGCUUCGGGACUCCGUCCUCGCCUCGCCGGCGUCGCCCAGGGUUCUGGAGAAGCGGCCGAGGCCGGGGAACGGGGCUCCGCGGUUCCAACGAUUAACUGCUGAAGUACUGAUCGAGUUCUGCGUUUCUUCAAUGAGGAACUACAGGCUGAUCUUCUGCCAUAAUCUCAAACAACCGUAAAUGACAGAAGCAAGCUUGCUCAGUGAGGGUAGCUGCUGCAGAAGCCGUUUUUUAAACUUAGGUGUUUAAGUACUCAAAGAAAAGACAGCUUUGAUUUCUGGCUGCAAAAAAGAUAUGAGGAAGAGCUCCUCCCCUUCCUUGAGUAACUGCAACUCCGAUCUUGCUAACAAAAUAUUUGGGACUCCACUUGAUGAGCUGCAGCAGGGAGGACACCCAGACAGUGCGGUUCCGUUCCUAGUCCGCCACGUUGUGGACUAUAUUGAGGAACAUGGAGGUCUGGAGCAACAAGGGCUGUUUCAAGUCAAUGGGAACGCUGAGACCGUGGAGUGGCUUCGGCAGAGGUACGACAGUGGAGAAGAGGUGGAUUUGGUCAAGGAAGCGGACGUCCCCUCAGCCAUCAGUCUCCUCAGGUUUUUCCUGCAGGAGCUCCCUGAGCCCGUCAUACCUGGCAGCCUGCAUAUUCACUUGAUGCAGCUUUCUCAAGAUUAUAAUAAUGAAGAUGAAUUUGGAAGAAAGCUGAGGUUCCUCUUGCAGCAGCUCCCACCUGUCAACUACAGUUUGCUAAAGUUUCUGUGUAGGUUUCUAGCCAAUGUAGCAUCACACCAUGAGGAAAUUUGGUCUGCUAAUUCUUUGGCUGCUGUUUUUGGUCCAGAUGUCUUCCACGUUUACACAGACGUGGAAGACAUGAGGGAGCAAGAGGUUGUGAGCAGGAUAAUGGCGGGGCUUCUGGAAAAUUACUGUGAGUUCUUUGAGAAUGAAGAGGAGGAUUUUUCAUCAAAUGAUCUGAGUUCAAUUACUGAGCAGGUUAAUGAACUUUCUGAGGAAGAAGAGGAAGAUGAAAAGCUGGAACAUAUAGAAGAGCUUCCAGAAGAAGGCGUAGACAAGUCGGAUGGCUUGCCAGAGGGGUUGCAGUUAAGGAUGACUGAGAACGUCCUGGAACCAGAGGCUGUUACAGCAUCAGCACGGGUUGAUGCUGCUGCUGAUUCUGCUAAUGCCAGUGAUGGUAACAUAAAGUGUUCAAAACCUAUGGCUGGUACUACCACAGAUAAUGAAGUCAUGCAGCAAGAUUUUAUAUUUGAGGAUCAAAAAAAUAAUCAGUCUGUAGGUAUACUGUUAGAGCCUUGUAGUGACCACGGUGAUAGUGAAGAUGGCUGUCUUGAGAGGAAGGAAUAUUUGUUAUGUGACAGUGAUAAAUUGCCACACUUGAUUCUGGAUUCUAGUAGCAAGAUACGUGAUUUGAAUGCCAACACUGAAUCAGAAGUAACUGACAGUCAGAGUGUUGGUGUUCAAGGAGAAGCAGCAUGUAUACAAGUUGCACAUUUAGACCUGAAGAAUGUCUCUGAUGGUGAUAAAUGGGAAGCAUCAUGCCUUAUCACUUUCCCCCUCAUUGAUUUCAAAACAAUGCAUCUGCAGAGAGAUGGGGAGGAGCCGUUUCCUGCAUUUAAGUCUUGGCAAGAGGACUCUGAGUCUGGAGAAGCCCAGCUGUCUCCACAGGCUGCAAGGAUGACUCACCACCCCCUGGGAGAGGACUGCCCUCCAGUACUAUCACAUCGUAGUUUAGAUUUUGGACAGAGCCAGCGCUUCCUACAUGACCCAGAAGCGUUGGACUUCUCGUCAAAGGCACUUUCCUUCACGAGAAUUCGAAGGUCAUCCUUUAGUUCAAAAGAUGAAAAAAGAGAAGACAGAACACCUUAUCAGCUGGUCAAGAAGCUUCAGAAAAAAAUCAGACAAUUUGAGGAGCAAUUUGAAAGGGAAAGAAAUAGCAAGCCCUCCUACAGUGACAUUGCAGCCAAUCCAAAGGUACUAAAAUGGAUGACAGAGCUUACAAAGUUGCGGAAGCAAAUUAAAGAUGCAAAACACAAAAACUCUGAUGGAGAAUUUGUAACUCAGACACGUCCUCGGAGUAACACUCUUCCAAAAAGUUUUGGCUCUUCUCUAGACCAUGAAGAUGAGGAGAAUGAAGGUGAACCCAGAGUCAUUCAGAAGGAGAAGAAGCCAUCUAAGGAAGCGACUCUUGAACUUAUUACAAAACGAUUGAAGGAAAAUCGUGCUGAGCGCCACCUUCCUGAGGAUAUCAAGAAAAUGACAAAAGAUCAUUUGAUAGAAGAGAAAACGUCUCUGCAAAAAAGCCUGCUUUACUAUGAAAGUCAACACGGAAGGCCGGUAACCAGGGAAGAAAGGCACAUUGUUAAGCCUCUCUAUGAUAGAUACAGGCUUGUAAAACAGAUGCUGACAAGAGCUAGCAUCACUCCUGUCCUUGGGUCUCCCUCCACAAAGCGCCGGGGUCAGAUGUUGCAGCCAAUCAUAGAAGGAGAAACAGCACAUUUUUUUGAAGAAAUCAAGGAAGAAGAAGAAGAUGGUGUCAGUCUGUCCUCUGAGUUAAGUGACAUCUUGAAAACAACUGUGCACACACAGUCAUCAUUAGAAAACUCAGAGUCUGAUGCUGAAGAGAACCAAGAGAAACUGGCUCGGGAUCUCCGUCUGUCAUGUACACGGGCAGCUUCUAUGCCUGAAUUACUGGAACAGCUUUGGAAAGCCAGAGCUGAGAAAAAGAAACUACGAAAAACGUUACGGGAAUUUGAAGAAGCGUUUUAUCAACAAAAUGGAAGGAAUGCCCAGAAAGAGGAUCGUGUCCCAGUGCUUGAGGAGUACAAGGAGUACAAGAAAAUUAAAGCCAAGCUCAGACUUCUUGAAGUUCUUAUCAGCAAACAGGACUCUUCAAAAUCCAUAUAAAGUAUGUUCCCUGAGCACUGGCAUCGUAAACUCGGCUGUGUUCCUUGGAGGUUCACCAUGUGUACUUGGCUGGCACUCGAGUUCACGGUCAGGCACUCAGAAUAAUUAAUCCCCUUGCACUCGGUGGUGGUUCAGUAGGGAAGGAAGGCUGUCCCACAUUACCGCAGAUUCCUCCAUUGUUUACUGCAGAUCCAUCUAUUAGCAAAAGACAAGAAUUUUAUUCUUUUCAAGAACUUUGGAAAUACAAAGCUUUUGUUUACUGUUUUGUUUUUCCUUUUUCAUUACUGAAGAAAUGAGAGGAAAAUCUUGACACUGAAUUCUUCAGUUGCCAUUUUCACAGAAUGACUGAGAAUUUAAAAAGAAAAGCCUAUAAAUGUGACAUAUGCAGCUGUAUUGUUUUUCCUAGAAAACCAAACUGAAUUUUCAAAUCCUAGUGUGGAACACCUUUCUGUGUAAUUCCCAGAGUGACACCUGCACAGAUAGUACUUAGCUAGAAUUUGCAAAUCAGUGGUCCCACCUGAACGAAGAUAACAGUGGGUAGACACAAUCACACGCGUCUCUCACGUCACAUGUCACAUGCCGUCACGUCACAUGCCGUCUACAGGACUUGAGUUACUGUCUACCAGCAGUGAUGUGUCUUGUCUGCAUCAGAUCCAUGCCAGUGUGGAGGGACUCGGAUGGUGCUCAGCUGUGUGUGUUUUACACUGGGCCUCGAUGGGCACAAGAAUGGUUACACCUCAAUCCAUCUGUUCUUCAAGGGCUAUACCACUGCAGCUGUUCAUGCCACUCAGAGGGCUGCUCUGCCUCUCCCUCCAAAGUCACUUGCUGUCCACAGCAGCCACUUCCAGGAUGUGUAGUGUAUGCCCCUUGCCAUACAGACAUACGUACAUGGACUCUCAGCCUCUCUUUUCCUUCGGCUUUGCAUGGCUUUUCUUCAGGUAAUCUGCUAAUCAUUUUUAUGGAGUAGUAACUUGUAUUAAUACAAUAGAUGUGGGUCAGGCUUAAUCUAAAUGGAUCAUUCUUCCUCCUCCUCCUUCCCCUCCCCCCUCCCCAGGUGCUUUUUUGAAUUGGUAAAUGUCUCACUGCCCAUGCUUUGCAUGUAAUGACUCAUGCAUGAUUUUCUUAAUAGUUUGUCUCAUACAAAUGGAAUUUCACAAACAUCUUCAGUAAGGUGAGGAAAGCAUGCACCUCGGUCUUCUGGCACUAUUAUUUAACAGGAAGAGCAUGAGGUAGCUUGGUAAUAAAUAGUGUCUCUAGUACUUCCCACUUCACGUGUGUGCGAUGCCUUUUUGUGGGGAGAGGGUAAAGUCCAGCGGAAGUGAAUGUGUAGUUGGAAGAUUUUUUUUUAAAGCACUAAAUCCAGCUUUGUUUGUGUGGUUCCUUUUGAUAUUGCUAGCUCAUUCAUAAUGUAUUUUUAGGAAAGUAAUUAAGAAUGCCAAAAAAUGUAUCAUUUGAUUUGAAUCCAUCAUGUGGUGUACUUUUUAGUUUCUUUUGGUCUCCAGACAGGAUUGCUACAUGUAGUUUUAUGUGCACUGUAUAUUUUUAUGAAUGUUUUAUUUUGUAUACCACAUGCAAAAAUGUCCAUGUGCACUAUUUAAAUUUUUUAAAUAAUAUAUUCCUUCUCUAUAACGCUAAAUCUAUUUGAGUACAAUAUUUUUAUAAGUGUGUAGCUUGACUGGUUUCACUGAGUUACAGCUGCAUCAUGAUUUGGUCAUUUGGUGUUAGUUUUGGCUGAGUAGUGAAAUGACAGCACACUUGUCACUUAUUCAUGGUUUAGUGGUGGUGAUAGGAUUAGGCACCUGAGAGUUUUACUUUGGCACAUAUAAAAAUCAUAUUUGCAUAGAAAUAUUAUAUAGAUACGUAUGUCCACCCGUGUGAUCACAUUGCUGUGUUCCUUUGGCACUUCAUUGUACAGAAUUUUGUAAUAAAAGAACUUUAAUGUUCUAA